AGUAUCCUCACUGGUUACCGUUGUAUAGAUAACUGCUACUAAAUAACGGUAUUUUAUAUCGUUGUUAGUAUUUUUAGUUCUGUUUUGACUGGAGAAAAGUUGGACUACUUCAAAGUUUAUAAAGGCCAUGCCUUCUACUGUAGAGCAAAGUGGUACAGUGGCCACACCACAAAUUGCCUUACUUUCUUUGCAGGUGAUUCGCCAGGCUACCACUGGCACCUUGGUGCUGGGUGAGCCCCUUAAUUACCGUAGUGGUACUAGGGUAUAUCCAGUCAGUGAGGGAACUGAAACAACGAGGAUUCCUGUACGUGAACCUGCUACUGGUUGCUUGAUCUGUGAAUUUACUCCCUCUGGACAGCAGGAAGUAGAGCUGGCUAUUAAGUGUGCCAAAGAGGCCUUUCAGAAAUGGGGUCAGAUGUCCGGACUACAGAGGAGCCGCAUACUGCUGGAAGUUGCAAGGCUUAUACGGGAGCAGAGAGAGGAAAUAGCAGUUGUGGAGUCCAUCAAUAAUGGAAAGUCUAUCUUUGAAGCUCGACUAGAUGUAGACAGUGCUUGGGAGUGCUUUGAGUACUAUGCUGGCCUUGCUUCAACCAUAUCUGGUCAGCACAUUCAGCUCCCUGCUGGGUCAUUUGCCUAUACUAGAAGAGAACCACUUGGUGUCUGUGUUGGAAUUGGAGCCUGGAAUUAUCCUUUUCAAAUAACCUGCAGCAAGGCUGCUCCUGCAUUGGCAUGUGGUAAUGCAGUGGUCUUUAAACCCUCACCUCUGACCCCAAUUACAACUGUGAUACUGGCAGAAAUUCUUACUCAGGCUGGGGUUCCUGAUGGACUUUUCAAUGUUGUACAGGGGGAUGUUGCAACAGGACAGUUCCUCUGUAAGCAUCCUGAUAUAGCAAAAAUCUCAUUCACUGGGAGUGUUCCUACAGGCACGAAGGUUAUGGAAAUGGCUGCAGCAGGGAUAAAACCAGUUACCCUGGAACUAGGAGGCAAAUCUCCUUUAAUUAUUUUCUCUGAUUGUGAAUUAGAAAAUGCUGUUAAAGGAGCACUACUGGCCAAUUUCCUUACUCAAGGAGAGGUUUGCUGUAAUGGUACAAGGGUAUUUGUUCAAAGAGAGAUUAUGGAAAAAUUUGUGGCAGAAGUGGUGAAACGCACACGAGCAAUCAAAAUUGGUGACCCCCUGCUUGAGGACACACGGAUGGGUGCACUUAUUAGCCUGCCACAUCUUAAUAGGGUGCUUGGCUUUGUGAAAGUAGCAAAGGAACAGGGGGCUACAGUCUUGUGUGGUGGAGAGCAGUAUAUACCUGAAGACCCCAAACUGAAAGAAGGAUAUUUCAUGACACCCUGCAUACUAGGAAACUGCACAGAUGAUAUGGCUUGUGUCAAGGAAGAGAUAUUUGGUCCUGUGAUGUCUGUUCUGGAGUUUGUUACAGAGGAAGAAGUCUUACAGAGGGCAAAUAACACAACCUAUGGACUGGCUUCUGGAGUCUUUACCAGAGACAUUACUCGAGCUCAUAGAGUGGCAGCUGCCCUCCAGGCUGGAACAUGCUACAUAAAUAACUACAACCUGGCUCAGAUUGAAGUGCCUUUUGGAGGAUAUAAAAUGUCAGGGUUUGGACGAGAAAAUGGGCAAGUUACAAUUGAAUACUACACUCAACUCAAAACUGUUUAUGUGGAGAUGGGAAAUGUUGAAAGCCCCUUUUAAACCACUUCUUCCUAAACCAUAGUUAAGCUCAGCAUUGUACCUGAAGUCUGCACUUUUAUUGGUUAGCACUUAGAGGAAUAAUUUUGCUGUGUUUCUGAUCCCUUUCGUGUAUUACAAGUCACUCAUGAAGUCACUUUUGUAUGAUGUAAUAAAAGUGCACUUGCACUAAGUAGUUAAUUUAAGAACACUAACAAAAUAAGUUGAUGAUUAGUAUCUGGAAGAAAUGAGAAACUGUUCGGUUUCAUUAAUACAUUUUUUUACUUUAAUUGGAGGUUCUGCGGUAGUACAAGAGUAUUUCCACUGUCAUAAAUAUAUUUCUUCCUUUCAUGUAAAUAGAAACAUGUUGAAAAACUUGUGCUGGAAUAGGAUCAGAUUCCUCUGGUUUGUACUACUUCCAGGUGUUAAUGUGCUAAACAAUAAAUAUUUAAUUCUU
Molecule: messenger RNA, 2132 nt
Organism: Protopterus annectens (West African lungfish)
Lineage: Eukaryota; Metazoa; Chordata; Ceratodontiformes; Protopteridae
Product: 4-trimethylaminobutyraldehyde dehydrogenase-like
Exons: 11
Coding region: 128-1699 (523 amino acids)
Molecular function (GO): 4-trimethylammoniobutyraldehyde dehydrogenase (NAD+) activity; aminobutyraldehyde dehydrogenase (NAD+) activity
Source: RefSeq, a predicted model, not a curated record